Messenger RNA from Leishmania braziliensis MHOM/BR/75/M2904, 2178 nucleotides. RefSeq names its product putative minichromosome maintenance (MCM) complex subunit. Gene Ontology annotation, biological process: DNA strand elongation involved in DNA replication; double-strand break repair via break-induced replication; DNA replication. Lineage: Eukaryota; Euglenozoa; Kinetoplastea; Trypanosomatida; Trypanosomatidae. The record is from RefSeq and is a predicted model, not a curated record. The coding region runs from base 1 to 2178 and encodes 725 amino acids. The transcript has a single exon. Gene Ontology annotation, molecular function: single-stranded DNA helicase activity; ATP binding; single-stranded DNA binding. Gene Ontology annotation, cellular component: MCM complex; nucleus.
AUGUCUACACCAGAUAAGCGCGCGUACGCCACUGCAGCAUCCAGCAAGUAUCCUAACUACAUCAAUGACCGGGACCUUUGCAAGCGUUUUCUUGAGGGCUUCAGAGACUCCGCGGGACAGCCGAAGUAUGUGAUUCAGGCCCACCACGUUGCGCAACGACAGUGCAUUGUAUUUCCCAUCUUCCUCGACGAUAUUGCGGCUUUUGGGCAGCUUCAUUUAGCACAAAGGAUCCAGAUGAACGUUGUGGGAUACAUGGAGGAACUUUACAGGGUUGUCGACUAUAUUAUUCCCCAAACUGACCACGUUGUUGACAUGGUGGACCAACUGGUCAUGGAGGCACGGAUGUCUGGCCAAGAGCUGCCUGCUCCGUUGACACGCCGAUAUGAGCUCAAAAUACACCCACUUAGUGAGAGCAGCAUUCCCAUUCCUCUGCGAGAGCUGAAGGGAGGUACGAUUGGCACGCUGACUGUUCUUCGUGGCAUUUGCAUCGCUGCCACUGCUGUCCGCCCAAAGCUCUCUAUACUCGUGUCGGUGUGCGAGGUUUGCGCCGAGACGACCUUCCAGCAGGUCAUCGGUGAUCGACUUACACCGCUACAAGUAUGUCAAUCGCAGCGCUGCAAGCUAAACAAUGCUGUGGGCAGGCUGUUGGCGCAGAACAAGGCAAGUAAGUUCUUGAAAUAUCAGGAACUGCGGGUGCAGGAGUUGCCCGAAGACGUUCCGCGCGGUGCCAUCCCGCGGUCUAUACGUGUUAUCUGCGAAGGGGAGCAAACCCGUAUAGCUGCGCCGGGGCAGGUUGUUCGUAUCACGGGAACUUACUGUCCGGACCCUUCUACUGGGCAGGGUCACGAGGCCUUCCGCGCCUCCACGAUGGUGAAAACGCUUUACAAAGCCAUUCACAUCGACUUAGAAAAGCGCAGCUACCAGGAAGCGGCAGAUAAUAUGCGCGCACAGGUGGAGGAUGUCCGGGACUAUCCUGAUAGAGAAGCCGUUAUUGAAAAGCUCACCCGCAGCAUCGCACCCGAGAUAUGGGGUAUGGAAGACGUGAAGAAGGCACUCUUAUGUCAGCUUGUAGGAGGCAGCUCUAUUACAAACGGGAUUCGGAUCCGCAGUGACAUCAAUAUCCUUUUCAUGGGAGAUCCCGGUGUGGCAAAGAGUCAGCUUCUGAAGUGGAUUGCGUCCGUUGCACCCCGAUCCGUGUUCACGACCGGAAAGGGGAGCUCUGGAGUUGGACUUACAGCUGCCGUAACUCGCGAUACCCACACAGGCGAGGUGAUGCUCGAGGGCGGCGCACUCGUUUUGUCCGAUAAGGGAAUUUGCUGCAUCGAUGAGUUUGACAAGAUGGAUGACUCUGACCGCACAGCUCUGCACGAGGUUAUGGAGCAACAGAUGGUUUCUAUCGCCAAGGCAGGCAUAAUCACAUCGCUGAACGCUCGCACGUCUAUUCUUGCCGCGGCAAAUCCCAAGUUUGGUCGAUGGAAGCGCAACGCGACACCAACAGAGAAUGUGAAUCUGCCGCCAGCACUUCUUUCGCGUUUCGAUCUGCUUUGGCUGGUGCUUGACGAAUCAAGCCGGGAGCGCGAUACUGAGCUUUCGAUGCAUGUUACCCAUGUCCAUCUCCACGGUGUCGCGCCUGGCAAGGUGGCGGAUGAUGGAGUGCGAGGUACCACCACGGAGUAUUUUGGCCGGGACUUUUUGCGGGCGUAUGUGGGUGAGGUCAAGCGCAUUCACCCGUACGUUGAUCCAGGUGCCGCCAAGGCCAUCAGUGACAUUUACUGUGAAAUGCGAGCACAAAGUGUGCGGCACAGCAAUGUUGUCACGGCUCGUACGCUGCUGAGCCUCAUCCGUCUCUCGCAAGCGUGCGCCCGUCUGCGCUUCUCGGAGCGGGUGCUGGAGGAGGAUGUGCGAGAGGCUGGCCGUCUGCUCGACUGUAGCAAGGCCUCUCUCCAGGAUAGGCCGGUCACAGAUAUGCAUCGCGUAGUGACGACAUCCGACGCGUCUAUCUUUUCGACUAUUAGAGACAUCGCUCGUGGGCGUUCAUCCGUCGAUCUCUCUGAGAUUCGCCCCGCACUUGUGAUGAAGGGGAUUGGCGAAUCCCACCUGCAGCGAUGCCUUCGAACGUACUGUGAAGUCGGCGUCUGGUCCGUCUCCGGGACAGUGCUGGAAUUUGCAGAUGACUAG